AUGGGACCUAGACUCGCAUGGGAGCGCUGUGUGAGAAAACAGUGCUUAGCUGAUAAUGUGACCUUUUGGUGGUUUCACGUGAUCAGGGUCAAAGCAGUGAGUGAGAAGGAGGUGGACUCCGGGAACGACAUCUAUGGCAAUCCCAUCAAGAGGAUUCAGUAUGAGAUCAAGCAGAUAAAGAUGUUCAAAGGACCCGAGAAGGACAUAGAGUUUAUCUACACGGCCCCCUCCUCGGCAGUGUGCGGCGUCUCGCUGGACGUCGGCGGGAAGAAGGAGUAUCUCAUUGCAGGAAAGGCCGAGGGGGAUGGCAAGAUGCACAUCACCCUGUGCGAUUUCAUCGUGCCCUGGGACACCCUGAGCACCACCCAGAAGAAGAGCCUGAACCACAGGUACCAGAUGGGCUGUGAGUGCAAGAUCACGCGCUGCCCCAUGAUCCCGUGCUACAUCUCCUCCCCGGAUGAGUGCCUCUGGAUGGACUGGGUCACAGAGAAAAGUAUCAAUGGGCACCAGGCCAAGUUCUUCGCCUGCAUCAAGAGAAGCGACGGCUCCUGCGCGUGGUACCGUGGGGCGGCGCCCCCCAAGCAGGAGUUUCUUGACAUUGAGGACCCCUAAGAGGCUGCCGGCACCCCUGUGGCCAAUUGAGAAGCCUCCAAGGGUUUAGACUGGUCCAGCUCUGACAUCCCUUCCUGGAAACAGCAUGAAUAAAACCGUCACCCAAAUGGGUCACAUCAGUGUGAUUCUGCCCCUCCCCACUGUCCUUCUGAACGUGGUUGUGGGCUGGAGGGAGGGGUGGGCCCAGAUCCCCCUGUACCACUCCCUCCACCAGCCUGGGCACUGUGUCUCAGUCUUCAGUCCUGGUGUGGGUAGGGCUGGGACACUCAGACUUCCCGCCCAGGCCUCCUUGGCACCAUCACAGGGGCCAGGCAGGCAGCAUUUAGGGAUCGCCGUGGCCUGGCUGGGGCAGAGCCUAGAAACGUGCAUUUUGCAGAAACUCUUGAGGGUCGUUGUAAGACUAUGUAGCAGGCCUACCAGGUCCUUUUCAUCCUGAGAGGGCCACGUCCCUCAUUUUCUGCAGCAGCCACCUCUCUGACCUAGGGUGGCAGUCCCUGCUCCUUGCAAGUGCCCCUCAUCUCCCCUGGGCCCACCACGUACUCCCAGCACCUGUGCCUCCCCCAGGUCCAGGAGCAGCCCCAGAAACAGUGGUUCAUUCUUGGAGAAGCCCCACUCAGUCAUGAAUCUGCACAAUUCCAGUGGCGCCUCGCUCGGGGCCCACAGAGAUGUGCAGCAGGAGACCCUGGCUGAGCCACAUUUUUACUUCAGCCAAGUCUCCCGGCCCCCACCCCACAGACCCCAGCCCCGUGUGGGGAUCUGUGCGGUCCCCUGCAGGGCAGGUAUCCGGUAGGGCGGUUGCUUGGCUGCCCUCGUAAUUCACCCCUAAGCUUCUCUGGUUGCUCCUGCCUCCUUCCCGCCUGGCACUGGGGAGCUGUGAUCCAGCCACAAAGCUUUGCCUCCCCCAGCCUGGCACAUGGCUUGGCUUGCCGCGUCCUCUGUUUGCACACACUGAGAAUGCAAAUGCUGGUUCCGCAGGCUUAGCAAAAUCUGCUGCAAGACCGAUGGUCACUAUUCUGCUGCGGAUUUCAGCAGGUGACAUUAGCUAAGUGUACUAAGCCCCGCCCCAGGAGGCAGGCAGCUUGCGUGGCACUCAGUUCUUUCUGGGCCUCCAGGAUGCUGUGGCCUGUUUUAAGAGACAUCUCAUUUUUCUAAAGAUGAACUCUUAGAUAAUGUGUGACCCCUGAGUCGCAGAUGUGCCGAGAUCUGCUUCUGUUUGCUAUGUCACACAGAUUACCCACUGCCAGACACUUCGUGGGGAGCUGGGGAACCCACCUGUCCCAAGAAAAUGGCUUUCUGGUGCCAGCACCAUGGGAGUUCACACAGGCAGAACUUUCUCAGUGACAGCACAGAGCCUCACUUCUUUUCCUACCUGUGUUGUAAAGAUAAACUUCUCUGCGGACACGCACACACACACAUGCAUGCACACAUGCAAACACAUUCAUGUGUGCACACACAGUGCAACAAAUCUGGCAGCCCGGGAGUCGCCCCUCUGCAACAUGCUUCCCAAGUCACCCUCCUCUAAGCCUGUGCUUUUCUGCAGCGGCCCCCAAACCCCUGAAGACUCCUGACCCCCGAGUGGCACGCAGCCCCUCUGCCCACUGGGACCUGGUCAGCACAGAACUCGAUGACUUCCCUUUCUAGGACAGACUGGGAGAACAUCUAGGAAUCAGCCCCUGCCCCCAGGGCGUUUUCAUGCUGUACAAUGACACACAGUUGGUGAGAUGUCAUAAUGGACCAGUCCACAUGAUUGCAGUAUAUACAACACCACCAGACCCCCCACCCAAUCAAUAUAACACCCCGCCCUGUUUGCUUCCUGUAUGGUGAUACCGUGUGUAACAUUUGCUCCUGUUUCUGCUGACUUCUGAAAUGUUUGGGUUUGUUUCUGACAUCCGCUGUGAUCAUUCCUGUGCUGUGAUUUUUUUUAGUGCCCUUGGAAGGUGUUAGACUUGCACUUUUGAGACCCGGUUACCGCAUCACGGAAACAUUUGACCCUGAGUGGAAGGCGUGGUGUGGUAGCAGGCCCGUGACAGUGGAACCCUUCAAAUCUUUUCUUUCGUUCCUUGAGUAUCUUUGCUUUCUCUGCCUCCCACCUUUUGCUCUUGGGUUCCAAUUAUUACUAAGGAGAGGACCUCGGAGUGGGUUGGUUCUAAGAGAUGGCCUUUAUAUUCGAUCCGCGCACACUGGCUUUCUAGCCACACUGAGCAGCAGAAGAAAACAAGGUAGAUCAAAAGGAAGUGCCCGGUGGCAGCCGAGUGAUGGAGCCACUCAAAUCCCUUCACAGUAAAUAAUUGCAAUAUAUAUAUAGUUUAAGAAGGAUCUCCAUUUGGCCUUGUUUAAUUUAUAUGUUAUAUCCUGAGCACGGCUCUUUUCUCCCUCUACUCUUCUCAUCAUGCAAGCAACUCAAAGUAUUUAAAAUGAAGUUUACAUUGUAGUUGUUUUAAAAUCUUUGCUUGAUAAGUAUUAAGAAAUAUUGGACUUUUCUGCCAUAAUUUAAAGCUUUGUUGAUUUUUGUCUGUUUUUGUUUGGAUUUUUUUGUUGUUGUUGUGGGGGUAGCAAUGUGUUCAUGCUGGAAUAUGAAGUCUGAGACCCCCACCCCCUGUGCUGGGAACACAUGAGAAUUGUUGAAAAUCAACAAGCAGACUGCGCAUGUCUCUGAUGCUUUGUAUCAUUUUUGAGUGAUUGCUCCAUCAAUGGACAAUAAACAAUAUUAUCAAAGAGAA
Fukomys damarensis (Damara mole-rat) is the source of this 3332-nucleotide messenger RNA. It is a transcript of the gene Timp2, whose product is annotated as TIMP metallopeptidase inhibitor 2. Bases 1 to 612 code for a protein of 203 amino acids. Gene Ontology annotation, cellular component: extracellular matrix. NCBI's taxonomy places the organism in Eukaryota, Metazoa, Chordata, Mammalia, Rodentia, Bathyergidae. Gene Ontology annotation, molecular function: metalloendopeptidase inhibitor activity; protease binding. The record is from RefSeq and is a predicted model, not a curated record. Gene Ontology annotation, biological process: negative regulation of membrane protein ectodomain proteolysis; negative regulation of endopeptidase activity. The transcript has 6 exons.